Anopheles cruzii is the source of this 1354-nucleotide messenger RNA. Its product is annotated as lachesin-like. Bases 1 to 1311 code for a protein of 436 amino acids. Lineage: Eukaryota; Metazoa; Arthropoda; Insecta; Diptera; Culicidae. The record is from RefSeq and is a predicted model, not a curated record. Gene Ontology annotation, cellular component: neuron projection. The transcript has 10 exons.
AUGAAGAUCGUGCUGUUUUCGUUGCUGGUUUGUGAUGUAGUUUGCAGCCCAGCUCCGUCGUCUAACACCGGAAUGGUCGCAAAUGCUGUCCUGGAGGAUCCGGAGUUCACCGAUGUUAUAGAAAACAUUACUGUGCCGGCGGGGCGCAACGUUAAGCUCGCCUGUUCAGUCAAAAACCUCGGCUCGUAUAAGGUUGCCUGGAUGCACUUCGAGCAGUCGGCCAUCCUGACGGUCCACAAUCAUGUCAUCACGCGGAACCCGCGGAUCAGCGUGACGCACGAUAAGCACGACAAGCAUAAAACGUGGUUCUUACACAUCACGAACGUGCAGGAAGAGGACAAAGGACGCUACAUGUGUCAAAUUAACACCGUGACCGCCAAAACGCAGUUCGGGUACCUGCACGUAGUCGUGCCACCCAAUAUUGAUGACUCCGUGUCGUCGAGUGACGUGAUCGUCCGGGAAGGUGCCAACGUGACGUUGCGCUGCAAAGCGACCGGAAGUCCUCCACCGUCGAUAAAGUGGAAGCGCGACGAUAACACGAAAAUUGCCAUCACUCGGAAUAACAGUGUAGUCCUCGAAUGGGAAGGCGAUGCCCUGACACUGUCGCGAGUGUCGCGCUACGAUAUGGGCGCCUACUUGUGCAUAGCAACGAACGGAGUACCGCCGAGUGUCUCGAAGCGCAUUAAAGUCAGUGUUGAUUUUCCACCGAUGCUCUGGACCCCGCAUCAGCUGGUCGGCGUCCCGGUCGGCUUCAAUACGACCAUCGAAUGUAACAUAGAAGCCCAUCCUACCUCACUCAACUACUGGACGCGGGAGAACGAUCAGAUGAUACACGAUUCGCAAAAGUAUAAAACCGAAACAAUUCCCGGGAACCCUUCGUAUAAAGCCGUCAUGCGAUUGCAUAUAGCCGACGUGCAGCACAGCGACUACGGUGUCUACAAGUGCAUCGCUAAGAAUCCUCGCGGCGAAACCGACGGCAGCAUCCGGCUGUACUCAUCCAGUCCACCUACCACGAUACCACCUUCGACAACGGAGAGCAUAACGACGACUGUGACCGCUACUCGCGUAUACGAAACACCGUUUGGUUUGUCAACGAUGACGGUGAACCUGUUUGACAAAGGCACUCAAUAUCAGUCCGACGUGAACAAGUUAAACCGCUCGGAGCAGAAGUCGAGGGGCGCGAAGCCCGACCGGGACCGGUCGGUGGACGAAACGGCCGAUGCCAGUGGUGGAUCACCAACAGCCACUGUUCGGUGGAUACCACUAGUUUGCACACUAGUUGCCGCGGUGCUGAUCCCGCUGCUCCAGUGACGGUGACUCCAACCAUUCAGUUCCGUUAGGGGAUGCGUCAUGC